CACUUGCUCAGCAGUUGCACGCCGCUCUUGCACCUUAACGCAUUCCACACAACCGAGAUCAUGAAGCCUCUGCUGCUGGCCGUGGUGGCCCUGCUGACGCUCUCUGCACUGCUCGAGGCGGCACCGCAGGGUGAGAACGACGUCAGCCCUGUAGAACCUGCAUUCACCCUACCUGUGCAACUUGUCGGCUUCCCGGUCAUCAUCAUGGCAGUGAAAUUCGCCAACUUCCUGAAGAAACUGACGUACUCUCUCAAUCCAAAAACAUACGUUGGUCGAGUUCGCCGAGGUACUUUAGACGGCAGUCUUCUCAGGGAGCACCUAAGAAAUAGCAAGUACCAGAGCGAUGAUCUUGACCUUGCCAACAUUGAGCACCAGCUCGUAUCCGAGAUGGGCCCAGACGUUUGCCUCUUUGAGGAAAUUUGCAACAAGUACUCAAAGCACAGCAAAGCUCUGGACUGGGAGGACGUGGUCAAAGAGUACGAGCACUACGCGGGCAGCCGUAAAAAGUUUUUCUUGCUUAGUGUAUUCCUCGGUGAGAUUGUGUCAUCACCAAAACUUUGCCAUCAAAUUGCGAGUAGACCUGGCAGAUCGUGCCAAUUUUGAACUGAUUUUUUUACAAAUAAUACACAAGUGAUGAGACGGAAGGCUUUAUAUAUAUUAUCCAGCUGUGUUUCUACGGUUUACCAUUUCAGUGGUGCGCCAGUGUGUUGAAUAAUCUUAAGAUUUGAAUAAAAUUAAUUUAAGAUUUUUUUGUAAAAA
Molecule: messenger RNA, 759 nt
Organism: Neocloeon triangulifer
Lineage: Eukaryota; Metazoa; Arthropoda; Insecta; Ephemeroptera; Baetidae
Exons: 3
Coding region: 61-603 (180 amino acids)
Source: RefSeq, a predicted model, not a curated record